CCGCGUACCUGGGCAUGCAGGCGGGAUGGGUCUGUGCGAGUCCUCGCUGCCCCAGAUCGGCAGAGCUCUGAGGCCCCGGGAGAAGGAAGCCCUGAAGAACCGUCUGAUCAUCUUCGUGGUGGGGGGCCCAGGCUGCGGGAAAGGGACCCAGUGCAAAAAUAUGGCUGCCAAAUACGGCUUCUGCCACGUGGGGCUGGGCCAGCUGCUGCGGGAGGAGGCUCAGAGGAGCACCCAGCGGGGCCGGCAGAUCCGGAACAUCAUGCAGCAAGGACUCCUGGUGCCCAUGGCUCUCAUUCUGGACAUGGUCAGUGACAACUUGUUGUGUCAUCCUGAAAGCCCAGGCUUCCUCAUCGACGGCUUCCCCAGAGAGCUGGAACAGGCCAAAGAGUUUGAGCGGCUUGUGGGCAGGGACCCCGACAUAGUCAUAGUGUUUGACUGCUCCAUGGAGACCAUGGUGCGGAGAGUGCUACAAAGAGGACGGGUGGAGCACCGGGCAGAUGACUCCGAGCCAGCCAUCCGCAAGCGUCUGGAGACACACUAUACCCUAUGUGAGCCUGUUCUGACCUUCUACCAGCAAAAGAACCUUCUGCGCCAUAUAUUGGCUGAAGGAGCCCCUGAAAACAUUUUUGCCAAGUGCUGUUCAGUCAUUGAGAGUCUGCAGUGAGCCAGGGAGAGGCCAUCCUCUGGCUUUACCCACUUCCCCACAGCACACAGGACCCAGACCUGAGCUUCCUGUCCCUAGUCACCACUACCAGAGUUGUUUCCGACGCCUGGAUAGCAGCAACACACAUCUGCUUUGGAAGCC
This is a messenger RNA of Psammomys obesus (fat sand rat), 805 nucleotides long. RefSeq names its product adenylate kinase isoenzyme 1-like. Gene Ontology annotation, molecular function: AMP kinase activity; ATP binding. Gene Ontology annotation, cellular component: cytosol; cytoplasm. The record is from RefSeq and is a predicted model, not a curated record. Lineage: Eukaryota; Metazoa; Chordata; Mammalia; Rodentia; Muridae. Bases 26 to 664 code for a protein of 212 amino acids. Gene Ontology annotation, biological process: nucleoside triphosphate biosynthetic process. The transcript is spliced from 6 exons.